Pelobates fuscus (common spadefoot toad) is the source of this 4913-nucleotide messenger RNA. RefSeq names its product DNA damage inducible 1 homolog 2 (gene DDI2). The transcript is spliced from 9 exons. The record is from RefSeq and is a predicted model, not a curated record. Gene Ontology annotation, molecular function: aspartic-type endopeptidase activity; protein binding. Bases 121 to 2901 code for a protein of 926 amino acids. Gene Ontology annotation, biological process: proteolysis. NCBI's taxonomy places the organism in Eukaryota, Metazoa, Chordata, Amphibia, Anura, Pelobatidae.
UGGACGGCAGCGCAUGCGCACUCCGCCCCGCCCCUUGAGAGACUCGAGCUUCCGGUGUCCGCGAGGAGCUGCCGGCUGCCAACCAACCAUAACAUCCGGCCUGGGCCCCGAGCCGCCGCCAUGCUGCUCACCGUGUACUGUGUCCGCAGAGACCUCACCGAGAUCACCUUCUCCCUGGAGGUGGACGGAGACUUCGAGCUCGAGAACUUCCGGGCGCUGUGUGAGCUGGAGAGCGGCAUCCCGGCCGCCGAGACCCAGAUUGUCUAUGCAGAGAUACCCUUAACAGAUAAUCAGAGAUCGUUAUCGUCAUACGGGUUAAAAGAUGGAGAUGUGGUUGUUUUACGGCAGACAGAUCCCAUUGAGCCAAGAGCUUCUGCUCCAUUUCCAGGCUUACCGAGGAUAGAUUUCAGCAGCAUUGCAGUUCCUGGUACGUCUGGCCGUGCUGCGCCAACACAGCCUGCAGCUCCACCACCCGACUCCUCAUCUUUUCCGCAGGGUCUAGACAAUCCUACCCUUCUUCGGGAAAUGCUGCUGGCGAAUCCCCAUGAACUGUCAUUGCUGAAAGAGCGAAAUCCACCACUGGCUGAGGCCCUGCUAAGUGGAGACAUAGAGAAAUUCACUAAAGUGCUUUUGGAACAGCAGCAGGAGAGAGCUCGUCGCGAGCAGGAACGAAUUCGUCUCUUCUCAGCUGAUCCAUUUGAUUUGGAGGCUCAAGCGAAAAUAGAGGAAGAUAUCAGGCAGCAGAAUAUUGAGGAGAACAUGACCAUAGCCAUGGAAGAAGCUCCAGAGAGUUUUGGCCAGGUGGUCAUGCUCUAUAUAAACUGCAAAGUGAAUGGGUACCCAGUUAAAGCGUUUGUGGAUUCAGGUGCCCAGAUGACCAUUAUGAGUCAGGCCUGUGCGGAAAGGUGUCACAUCAUGAGGCUGGUGGAUAGGAGAUGGGCCGGUAUUGCCAAGGGUGUGGGAACACAGAAAAUCAUUGGUCGGGUACAUCUAGCUCAAGUCCAAAUUGAAGGGGACUUCCUGCCCUGCUCCUUCUCGAUCCUGGAGGAACAGCCCAUGGAUAUGCUUCUUGGCUUGGAUAUGUUAAAGAGACACCAGUGUUCCAUUGAUCUGGAAAAGAAUGUGCUAGUUAUUGGCACUACAGGCACUCGUACCAGUUUCCUGCCAGAGGGUGAGCUUCCGGAGUGUGCAAGGCUGGCAUAUGGGCCGGGCAGGGAAGAUAUGCACACAGAGGAGAUCGCAGACAGGGAAUUAGCAGAAGUGUUGCAGAAAUCAGCAGAGGAAGCAGAUAAAGAAACUACCUCACAGGAAGAUCUAUCACUGACGGUACCAAGCGAUGGACUUCUCCGCCCUGUCCAUUUGCCAGGCAUAGCUUCAGAACCCGUUGCUCAUUCAGCCUCCACGAUCUGCUCAGGCCUGUCCACUGUGACAGAGAGCACAGAGCCACCAACAAAUCCUCCCAUAGUGGAGGCCUCCGGAGCAGAGAGCCUGGACCUCACAGAAGCCGAUUUGCAAACUGUGGUCCCUCCUUUUCCUGUUAUAGAUCUUGUAGCUGGUGAAAAUUCAAUUGAUUUGGAUCUUUCUCAUAUCGCCGGUGCUGAUCAGACAGACGGAUGUCUGCAAGUUAUUGAUAAACCUAUGUCUACCCCAGAGCAUGAGGACCGCUCUUUGCCAGACUCCUCCAAUAACAGACCGUCAUUAGAACCCAUUCAAUCUAAAGCUUCACAAAACUGUUCUCCCAUGCAAGAUCAAGCUGACCAGCUUCAGCUCUGUUUGGAUGACCUGCCUAAUUGUUCUAGAUCGUGUCAAGACUUUGGUGACAGACUGGAAGUGGAAGCACUGUCUGUUGAUGCAGAAGCCCCAAUGGAUGUGGACCUUUCCACAGCUAAUUCCAUUGAUGACGCUGGCCACACAAAACCAUCUACUACAAAUUGCGACCGCUCUGAGUGCACACCGCAACAAGAAAAUGGUGACUCCAACCCGGAUCCUUUAAAACCACAAGUCACUUUUAGCAGUGCAACUCACUUUUUGGAUGGUGAGGUGUCUGAGGAAGUAAACAGUACUUCCAACGAUAUCUCCCCACUUCCUUUACACAGUCCAAACCGAGAUUUGGAAGAGAACUGCUUUUCUUUGGCUACUGCUUUGAAAGAACUUCACAAACUCUUAGUCAUGAGUGGUAAGGGAUCCAGCAGAACUCUGCAUGAAAAGGCUAGUGAUUUUGAAAACACAGAUCAUGGCAUGUAUGAGACAUCUUGUCAAAAUGAACUUCCAAGCAGCCAACUCAACCAGAAUGAAGCUGUGUCUGAUGCACACCACUUUGCUGAUGAUGAGGGUGUUUCUUUUGAUAAAAAAGAUGGUGGUGGAUCUUCUGACCAAGGACCAACCACCUCUGGCCAGUUUGGUUGCUUUGACAAACCUAAAUCUGCAGAGGGUUUGGACCUUUCUGACUCAAAUGAUCCUCUAAAAACCAAAGUGGAGAGUUUCACUGAUUUUGCUGCUGAGGACACCCCUGACACACACAACAAUGAACCUACUCUGAAUAACUCAAAGUUUUACAUGGAAAAUCCAGAGACUACAUCCAACAAUUUCACACAACAUGCUGGGGACAGAAUGGUAAAGAGCUCUGAUACUAAAGACCUGGUAGGAGAUGUAACUGUCUCUGGAUUUAACAAUGAAACCAACAGGGAUCAGGAUGACCAGUCAGCUGCAAGUUCCAGCCCCCCUCACUCUCAAAUUGCUUUCUCUCCAUCUGAUAUAGAGCGGAUUGUAAGUGCAGGCUUUUCAUUGCAAGACGCAGUCCUGGCCCUAGAGAAUGCAGAUGGAAAUGCUGAUCUUGCUCUGCUAGCUUUAUUAGUAAAGAAUAUUGCUGUCCCCCCCAUGAUUCCAUUAGCCCACGAUUAAUUGUAUUCGGCUAGAAUGGACGCCAGGGGUUCAGUGAUGGUGAGCUGCUCUCUUGAUACUAGAUUUGGUGAUUACAUUAUUUUAUGCUAGCUGUCUACCUUGAGAUCACUAAUCGAUCAAACUGGAAAAUGAUUUAACGUUUGCCAGUGUCCCAAGGCCUUGACAAAGUUACCUGGGAGCAAUCCUCAACUCUCCGUUUGCUAUUCUAGCAUAUUCUUCUGUGGCCAUAAAGGAACCCAACAUCGGGGAGCCAUUUCCAUGCAGACACUGGACCGCUUGCAUUGUUUCCCUAAAGAUAUGAGCUGUGAUUUUGCUUUCAAUCCGAUAAAAGGAUGCUGCAUUACUGUAGGGUGUACUGGACUUUCUACAAAAUAACCAAUAUUUCUCCUAGAGCCAUAGUUUCCUCUGUUCCCUUUUAAAGUGUUGUAAACCUGUAAAACAUGUACUUUACCUGUCAGCAUUGCCCAGCCAAUCAGAUUCAUCCCCCUCCCAUUUGUAGACCUAUUUUAAUCUUUAUUUAAUCCUUUGUGAUAUCCUUCUUAUUUAUUGAUAUUCAAAUAGCAGUUUAAUUGGAAUGAAUUAAAUUUUUCACCUGUUAGGCAGGAUUUUUAAUAUGCUUGAAGGAUUAUAAGAAAUGCUUUGGUCAACUAAACCGCUUUACAGGUGUCUUACAUCACAUUGUUUACAAAUAUUUCUAAGACAAAUCCAAAAUGUACAUGAAUAUAUAUAUAUGUGUGUGUGUUGAGUGACAUCUACAGGACAUAAAGUGACAUCGUGGACAUGCGUGAAGUCAUAAUUUACAAGGAAUUGUGGGAGGUCCUGCUUAAGGAAUAUUUCUGGGAGCAAGAUUCUACAUGUGGAGCAAUUGGCAGGAACAAACUUUGUUUCCAUGGUAACUGCUCCACUUUUAGCACAGUUCCCAGACCUUUAGGACUUAUCCAUCUCUUUUUAGUUGUAAUAUUAUUUCCCUUAAACUUUAAUUAUAGUUUUAUUUUCUGUUUAGUCAAGCAUCUGUUUUAUAUCAUGGGGGCUCUUUGCGUAUAAGUGUUUUUCCAAGGCUCUAUGGAACCUGGAAACCCUUUACAUUUUUUAGGGAAAUCCGUAUUUUAAACCGAAGUAUAUUAAAAUUGCCCACCACAGACAGGUGUCGCUAAUUGUGAACCAACCUUAUGUUAAAACUUUAAAAGAAGUAAUGUGUAUUCGAUAAGGCCUUCCCUACUGCUAGUUUUAAAAUUGUUAUACUUUCCUCAGGGUUUCUGUCUCCAAGCCUCAAAUGAUCUGUAAACAUAUCAGCAUUCUGCGUCUGUGCCCUGCCUUUCCUACUGUGCUAAAUCAUUUGUGAGGUUGCUGCACUGCCAUUGAGGUGGAAGGACAGACGUUUUUAUUUUUUCUGCCCUGUAUUUUCUCUACAGGAGCAUGCAAUGCACUAUACAGCUGUUUUUUCUUAAUGGUUAUUCAUGGGUUAAUUGCAGAUCCUCUGAUUUUAAUUUAUUUUACGAUUUCCUUUUCGUCAGAUUCCCUGAUCACUCUGUGUACCAGAUAUGUCUGACUAUUCAUUGUUUGUUGCAAUUGAGCAAUUAAACCAUAACCACAAUUUGUUAAUGGUGGUCAUCACUAAUUGGUCACGGCCUGGGAAUAUGAAUGAAUGAAUGCAUGUCCAGCACUAGGCCCCAAAGCUACAAUCUCAGGGCAGAGUUUGAAGCAGAAUGUAACACUUGAAAUCUUGCAUCCAUCACUUGUUCUGCCUUUCUGAUUUUAGAUUCAGUGCCCAAAACUAGUUUAGGUCCCAGGAAAGUGCUGCAUUUUGCAGUGCAGGAGCUAGCGCUAUAAACCUGGGGCUGUUUUAUUGGCAAACAGCAAGGUUUGGAAACGCUGAUAUUGUUUUGUGCCUUUUCAUUGAUGGACAGAGUUGGUCUCCGCAUCCAAGAUUGAAGAUUUUAGCUUGUUUGUUUGAUGGAUUGUGGCUCGAACUGGAAGAUUCAGAAGUGUGUAAUUAAUAAAGAUUUUGUUUU